Messenger RNA from Dichotomopilus funicola, 1158 nucleotides. RefSeq lists its product as uncharacterized. Lineage: Eukaryota; Fungi; Ascomycota; Sordariomycetes; Sordariales; Chaetomiaceae. Gene Ontology annotation, biological process: Golgi to plasma membrane transport; conjugation with cellular fusion. Gene Ontology annotation, molecular function: protein dimerization activity. The transcript has 2 exons. Gene Ontology annotation, cellular component: trans-Golgi network; exomer complex. Bases 1 to 1158 code for a protein of 385 amino acids. The record is from RefSeq and is a predicted model, not a curated record.
AUGCUGGUCUCGCUCACGGUCGGCAAGGUCGACGCCGGCGUCACAAUCGAAUUCCCCUCCAUCCUCCUCCCUCCCGACAUCGCAUCCGGCUCCAUCGUCGACAUCAAUGUCGCGCGCAACAAGGACUCCGAAAGCGCAGCCGAGCGCUCAUUCCGCGAGCUCCAAGACUCCAUUCUCUCCUCCUUCGGCGCCGCCGAACCUGCCACCCCCGUGCUCCGCUGCCGAAACGCGACCCAGACCAGCGUGGUACUCGAAUGGGAUCCCAUCCAGCUAGCCACAGCCGACCUCCUCAGCCUGGCACUCUACCGCAACGGCCAAAAGGCCGGCAACAUCCCCAAGCCGCUGGCCAUGCACACCACCAAAAUCAGCGGCCUCGCCGUCGACACCGAGUACAGCUUCCACCUCGUCCUCCGCACGACAGCUGGCACGUCGGCCAGCCAGCGCGUGACGGUGCGCACCCACAAGAUGACGGACCUCAGCGGUAUCACCAUCACGACGGGCCUGCUUCCCGCGCCGGUGCGCGAAGGGCUCGCCGCGGCUGUUGAGCGUAUUGGGGCUAAGAUUGUGGAUGGCGUGCGCAUUGAUACGACUCACUUUGUGACGACUGAGGGCCGCGGCUUGCUGUGGGAGAAGGCUAAUGAACUGAAUAUCCCGAUUGUGCGGCCGGAGUGGGUCGAGGCGUGCGAGCGUAAUGGCCGCAUCCUAGGCGUCACCAAGUUCUACCUUGAUGCUGUUCGCGUCGGGCCCCCAUUUGAUGAACGACCCGGCACGGCGGGGACGACGGGUACAGCUGCGCAGGCAGCGUCGCCUCCCCAGCCAAGUCCACCGCAGAAUGAGGCGGCCAGGCCGGAAACCACAGCAGGGCAAAAAGAGGAAGGCGACGACGGUGAGGAGUCGGACUCAGCAAGUGAGGAUGAUGAAGAAGCAGGUCAAGAAGGGGGGAAGGAGGAUCGGGAGGAGCAAAAGGCGAGAACUGGUGGGCAAGACGAGCAGAAAAUGCUAGCGGACGAGCGAGAUGAGAAGCAGCUUGUAUCGCGGCCGAAGCCAACGGUUGAAGACGAGGCUGAGGAGGACACGGGGAGCAAGCCAGCGGUUGAGGAUGGGAAGGGGAGUAAGUCGCCCGGGGACGGUUCGUCCUUUCAGGAUGUUGCUCUCUAG